Molecule: messenger RNA, 1808 nt
Organism: Vigna radiata var. radiata (mung bean)
Lineage: Eukaryota; Viridiplantae; Streptophyta; Magnoliopsida; Fabales; Fabaceae
Exons: 8
Coding region: 16-1548 (510 amino acids)
Source: RefSeq, a predicted model, not a curated record
AGUUAAGAAAUUAAGAUGGGUCACCAUUCUUGCUGUAACCAACAGAAGGUUAAGAGAGGCCUUUGGUCUCCCGAGGAAGAUGAGAAGCUCAUCAGAUACAUUACCACUCACGGCUAUGGUUGCUGGAGUGAAGUUCCAGAGAAAGCUGGGCUUCAAAGGUGUGGCAAGAGUUGUCGCCUGAGAUGGAUUAAUUAUUUGAGGCCUGAUAUUAGAAGAGGAAGGUUUACACCUGAAGAGGAGAAGUUAAUUAUAAGUCUUCACGGGGUUGUUGGCAACAGAUGGGCGCACAUUGCAAGCCACUUACCAGGUAGAACUGACAAUGAAAUAAAGAACUAUUGGAAUUCUUGGAUCAAAAAGAAAAUUAGAAAGCCUUCGGUGAAUUCAUCAAUCACCACUACACAAAGUGUGGAUCAUCACCCUCAGUUCAAUUAUAAUUCCAACCAACUAGAUCACUUUGGCAACCAAGACAAUGUAACAACAAAAGCAGCGGUGCAAGAAACCAUAUUUUCCUCGACGUGCCCCCUAUUUAUGUUUGACACUAGUUCAUUAGACCAUGGGACAACAACAGUAGACACCACCAAACUGUUCCAAGAUUCAUUGGGUUUGAGCAGUGAAACGUGGAACUUGAGCCAGCACCAAGUCCAUCAUGGUAUUCCUCCUCAAGCAGCACCGGCAGCAGCAACUUUUACAGCGGCUACAGUGAUUGAUACUACGAAUUAUCUGCCACCAUUGAUAGAGAAUGUGGAAAACAUGGUGCCAAACAUGGAAGUGCAGGGUUGUAGUAUAGAGGAGGAAGGAGAAAUGGCACUGGAGUGUUUGCGGAGACAAGAGUUGAAUGAGUGGGUGGAGAAUCAACAACACUGUCCCAGUUUUCUUUUCUGGGACAGCGUUGAAAGACAGCUUGGGGGGGAAGAACUAGCACCAAACACGUCAAAUAUUGGAACCAAUACACUUUCACCUUUUCCUUCAUCUUUACAUUCUCUCCGUCGCCGCUGCACCGUAGCAACCAUGAUCAUUUCCGAGAAGAACCGUCGAGAGAUCUGCAAAUACCUCUUCCAAGAGGGAGUUUGCUAUGCGAAGAAGGACUUCAAUCUGGCGAAGCACCCAGAGAUUGAUGUUCCAAAUCUGCAGGUGAUAAAGCUGAUGCAGAGCUUCAAGUCCAGGGAGUACGUGCGCGAGACAUUUGCUUGGAUGCAUUAUUACUGGUUCCUCACCAACGAUGGAAUUGAGUUCCUCAGAACAUACCUCAACCUUCCCUCGGAAAUCGUACCCGCCACUCUUAAGAAGCAGGCCAAGCCCGCCGGAAGACCAUUCGGUGGCCCACCCGGUGAUCGCCCAAGGGGCCCACCUCGCUUUGAGGGAGAGAGGAGAUUCGGUGGUGAUAGAGAUGGAUACCGUGGGGGUCCCCGGGGACCUGGUGGUGACUUUGGGGAGAAAGGUGGAGCUCCUGCUGACUACAGACCUUCAUUUGGGGGUCCCGGUGGAAGGCCUGGUUUCGGUCGAGGUGCUGGUGGUUAUGGGGCACCAACAAGUUCAAACACUCCUUAAAUAUGAUUGAUUUGUGCUCAAGGUUUUACAGUUUUGGCUGUCAUUCGAGUUAAUAGUAGCACCCCUCGUUCCAAAGUAGUUUGAUCUGGCUGACAAUUUACUUAAGUUAAUUAUACAGUGAAAAUUUUGAAUUGAAUAUUUUUGCCCUGAAUUUGUGUUUGAGGUGUGAUGCUUUGGGUAGUGAGAAUGGGCUGUUGUAAACUGGCGGUUCAAUUGGUUUUGGAAGUGAGCAUUUAUAAAAAUGUUUUUAAUUGGAUAUA